Molecule: messenger RNA, 265 nt
Organism: Candidula unifasciata
Lineage: Eukaryota; Metazoa; Mollusca; Gastropoda; Stylommatophora; Geomitridae
Source: the annotation of a GenBank genome assembly
AUGACCAGUUUACUUCCUCGUUGUACACCCCCCCCCCCCCCCCACCCUUUUCCCGAUUCUCUCUGGAAAUUAUCUGAAUGUUUCUCCAUCCAGACAACUGUAAGAAUAAUCAGACACUUCACCAGUACGUUCUUUGUCUCUGAUCGCCCUUCAAAAAGACGCGUUGGUACAUUUGUUGUGGUUUACAUCAAUGUUCUUCAGCCUGUGGUGCGCGGACAUUUCCAUAUGACCCGAAAACAAAUUAUUCGCGUCCAAAUUCUGGAAA